AUGAUCAGGAGGCCAAGGCCGGGCGGUGGCCGUCAUCCCCCACCGUUGGCUCCGACGGUGAGCAGUUUCAAGCCAAGAGCUCAGUGGAGCAACUCCGGAUCUACCAUUUUCCUCUACGUCAAUCUUCCAGGGUUUUAUAGGGAUCAAAUAGAAAUAAAGAAGGAUGAGAGGUCACGGAUUAUCCAGAUUCAGGGCCAGCGACCGCUCUCUACUCAGACUAAGGCUCGUUUCAAUGAAACUUAUCGGGUCCCUGGCUCGUGUGAUAUGACGAAAUUGAGCACCUCCUUCUCGCAUGGUCUCUUGACGAUCGAGUUUCCGGCGGUCGUUGAAGAUGAGAAAGCGGGAAAAUCAGUCCAAGAUCAGGGGAAGAUUGUACAGAGUCCUAAUCAGGAGAAAAGUAGAGGAACUGGUCUUAAUAUGAGUAGUUUGGGACCAAAGAAACCUUCGGACGAGGAGCAACAAGUGGGCACAAGUCAAGCGAAAGCUGCUCCGGUGGCGAAUAAAGAAGAGCCCAAAACGUAUAAAUCAGUGGUUGAGGGUAAGAGAGCGGUGCCAACGGCCAAUCGAGAGAAGACUGAACAGAAACUGAAAGAGCGAGAAGCCAACCCUAGCUUGGGCCGUAAUGGACGUGCGAAAGAAGAGGAGGCUGCUCAAAAGACUGUACAGAAGGUAAAGGAGAAAGAGGCUGGAAGUACACCGACCGUUGGUGGUAACGUGAAAGCCAAUGUACUUGCAAAAGAAGAGAAAGUAAUCGAGAGAAAGAAAGAUGGUGAUAUAGGUCAGCAAAAGACAGGAAAGAAGGUGAAGGAGGAAGGAAUCACUAGAACGCCAACCCUUGGUGGUAGUUUGGAACCCAAGGUACAUGCCAAAGCAGAAAAAGUAGGUGGGAGAAAGGGUGAUGGUGAAAAAGGUCAAAAGCAGAAAGGGGAAGGAAAGAUUGACUUGGGACAAAAGAAACAGGAGAAUUACACGAAGCCAGUUGUCGUUGAUGAGGCAAGCAGAACAGAGAAGAAAAUUAAUGCCACGAACAGAGCAGAAGCUGAGUUAAAAAUGAAAGAGAGGGUUGAAAGAACAGCACUGGAUGUUAAUGGUAACAUGAAAAUCAGGCAGGAUGAGAAAAAUGAGGAUAUGGCUGGAGACAAGGUAAGCGAAGGAGAGAUUCAAAAGGUACUGAAACAAAAGAAGAUAGAAGAAACCGGUCUAGCCAAAGAAACAGGAGAUUUGAAGGAUAAUCUUAAAGCCAUGGAACGGAGAAGGGUAGAUUUGGGUGAUCCUUUGAAGGAAGAAACAACGCGAGGAGGUGAAGAUAGAGAGAAGAUGUUUGAAAAGAUUUCAGAAUCAGAAAGCAGCCCAUUGCUAAUCGACGAAGGACAGAAGAAGACCAACUUGGAUCCUUCUGCGAUAGAAGGAAGAGGACUGGAGGAAGAAGAGAAUCAGAAAUACGAAAUAUCUUUAGUUAAUGUUGGAGUAGCUUCUCUUGUCAUCAUGGGGUUUGGUGCUUACGUCUUUAUACCUCUUGUAAAAAUGUUCUAUUGAUUCUGUUUAAAACAAAACAAAAAGUAGGUGGUUACUAGUUUAUAUUUUAUG
Messenger RNA from Eutrema salsugineum, 1587 nucleotides. Its product is annotated as protein RESTRICTED TEV MOVEMENT 2. The transcript has 2 exons. The record is from RefSeq and is a predicted model, not a curated record. NCBI's taxonomy places the organism in Eukaryota, Viridiplantae, Streptophyta, Magnoliopsida, Brassicales, Brassicaceae. The coding region runs from base 1 to 1536 and encodes 511 amino acids.